Cercopithifilaria johnstoni is the source of this 516-nucleotide messenger RNA. Lineage: Eukaryota; Metazoa; Nematoda; Chromadorea; Rhabditida; Onchocercidae. The record is from the annotation of a GenBank genome assembly.
AUGUAUCUCUGUGAUUUAGCACUAACACAUCUAUACAUUGGUAUUUCCGGAAGAACCAUUAUGACUCAAGAUUAUAUAUGGUUGGAAAAACGAGCGUACAAAUCGGAUGUUGCAGAGAAGCUGGACUUCGAACCUAAGCAGCUAAAGUUGGAGAAACGUAGUGAGGAAGAGAAGAAAAUCCAGUCUGAUGAAAGGAUAAAGCAACGUUCAAAAAGACCCUCAAGCUCGCCAGAACACAGAAAGCACGCACGAUCUUAUCGGCAUGAACGACCAAUAACCCGUAAAACACAUCUACACCAACGUUCAAAAAGCCGUGAAACUCGUGCACAUCAACGAUCAAGAAGUCGUGAAACUCGUGCACAUCGACGAUCAAGAAGUCGUGAAACUCGUGCACAUCAACGAUCAAGAAGUCGUGAAACUCGUGCACAUCAACGAUCAAGAAGUCGUGAAACUCGUGCACAUCAACGAUCAAGAAGUCGUGAAACUCGUCCACAUCAACGAUCAUACCGACGUUAA